AUGCUUAUCCCUUCUACCAGUUAUACUGUCGACACAUUUUCCGGACUUGAGAACAUCUCGUGGGCAAUCAACUCCUCGUUAGCAGCAUCUACCGCCAUCGACUUUACCAUGUCGGCAGCCAUGUGUUAUUACCUUGGCAGAUCCAUGAGCAUUGGGGAGUCCGGUUUGAACUCGAGGAUAUCAGCUGUUAUGCAAUAUACUUUGGGAUCAGGACUGCUCACCAGUGCUUGUUCGUUAGCCACAUUGUUCACGUAUAAUUUGAUGCCAAACAACUUCAUUUUUCUUUCCCUCGAAUUCCUUUUGACCCGACUUUACGUCGGCUCCUUCCUCGCAAUGCUCAACGCCCGCCAACGGCCUCAAGGCGGAUCACAACAGACGACAACCGCCAUCGCCCUACCCAGCGUACACUUCCGGGUCUCAACCACCGUCACUAGGGACCCUUGUUCUCCUAGCACCUCCAACACGUCAAGUCAAUACUCGGACGCACAGACCACUUACGUUAGUUGCGAGCAAUCAAAAACAUGGGACAGGGAUACCAUGAGCGAUGCAGAUUCGGUCGUGCUUCCACGAGACGAAUUUGUACGUCGGGUCGACUUGGGUUCAAAAGAAGAAUUUCGAUUCGUAAAUACAAAUGAAGGCCCCGCGUCGUCCUGA
Molecule: messenger RNA, 654 nt
Organism: Marasmius oreades (fairy-ring Marasmius)
Lineage: Eukaryota; Fungi; Basidiomycota; Agaricomycetes; Agaricales; Marasmiaceae
Exons: 8
Coding region: 1-654 (217 amino acids)
Source: RefSeq, a predicted model, not a curated record